AUGAAUGUCGGUGUGAAGUAUGAAACAUUUGUGAUAGGAUCCGAUGAAGACAUUCAAGUAUUGUUUCACUGUCGGUGGAGUUUUUCGGAGGUUAGAAUACCCGAGCUGCUUGCAAAGUUGGAAGAUGGCGUUGACAGCUCCGAGGCAUCGACGCUGAAUCCUCAGUCGAUGACGAUGGGUGGUGCCUCGACGUCGAUGCCUGUGGUAGCACCUUCAGGUCCGAUCCCUUAUCCUCCACGUGUUGUGGCUGGUACUGAUGGUGUGUCUCGUGGUGUUCCUGAUUUUGAAGUUGAGGCCGGACCGGAUCAAGUUGAGAAUGCAAUGUGGGAAGAUGAUUCAGACGAUGAGCUGAUUGGUCAAUCUUUCCAGAGUAAAGAGGAAGUUGUGUUGAGUGUAAAGGAUUAUAGCAUCCGGCGUGGAGUUGAGUACAGGGUGAUGGAGUCAGACCAUCUCAAAUACAACAGGAGAUGCAAGAAGUUUGGAAAAUGGUGCACGUGGAUGAUUCGUAUCACGCUGCGGCAAAGGAAGAGUACCUGGAAAGUUAAGAGGUACAACGGACCGCACACGUAUUUGGCCACAUCAAUAUCGAGCGACCACAGACAGCUUGAUUAUCAUGUCAUAUAUGUGACGAUCUUUUCGCUGGUCAGAGCUGAUGCCUCAGUUACGAUUAAGGUGUUGCAGGAAGCACCGGAGGCAACCUAUGGUUUCAGGCCUAGCUAUAAGAAGGUAUGGAUGGCAAAGCAGAAGGCAGUAGCACAAAUCUACAGCGACUGGGAAGAGUCUUAUGGUGAGUUGUCCCGUUGGAUCCUUGGGGUGACAUCCACCAUGGAGGGUACGAUUGCUUUGUUGAAGACCUCUCCGAUUAGAGUGGGUGAUCAGCGGCUAGUCAGCAUCGACGAUACGCACUUAUAUGGCAGGUAUGGAGGGACUUUGUUGUUGGCUAUUGCUCAAGAUGGAAACUCGAACAUCUUUCCUGUUGCAUUUGCACUUGUAGAAGGAAAAAAUGCAGAGUCUUGGGCAUACUUUCUAUCCAACCAAAGAAGACAUGUGACUCCACAACUAAGUAAUCUGGUGAUAUCUGACAGGCACAUUGGCAUCAAGGCUGCACUAGAAGCACUUGAUAGUGCUUCAAGGGGGCAAGAUUCAAGGAGGUUGCUGGUAAAUGCUGCUUAUGCAAAGACAGUAGCUAAUUUUGACUAUUGGUUUGAUAUAAUGAGGACAGAGAAUCUGGCUAUGUGUGAUUGGGCAAAUAGGAUGGAGUAUGACAGGUGGACACAACACAAGGAUGGUGGCAGACGAUAUGGUCACAUGACGACCAACAUAUCUGAGUGUGUCAACUUUGUUUUGAAGGGAACCAGGAAUCUACCAGUGACAUCGUUGGUGAAGUCGACAUAUCUACGACUUCCAGAGUUGUUUGUUGUCAGGGGUAACUUCUCGUUGGGUACCUAUCAAGUUUCUCUUAGAGAUCGCACCUGUGACUGUAGCCACUUUCAGGCCCUGCACUACCCUUGUUGCUAUGCAAUCGCAUGUUGUGUUCAGUCGCGGCUAGAUUGCGCCAUGUAUGUUGAUGAAGUUUACAGCAUAUCUGAGAGGGUCUUUGGCUACCAUAUGACACACCGACUGUCAUCCCUGACCCUAUCAUGCGAUGAGCUAGAGAAGGGCGAACCACGAUCCACCCGCAUUUGCAACAACAUGGAUGAAGCUGACUCUGGUAGACCGAAGCGAUGUGGCUUAUGCAGGCAACCCGGCCACACUCGUAGGAGUUGCCCUCAGCGAGGUUCCACGAUCGGGUCCUAG
Messenger RNA from Arachis duranensis, 1797 nucleotides. RefSeq lists its product as uncharacterized. The record is from RefSeq and is a predicted model, not a curated record. Lineage: Eukaryota; Viridiplantae; Streptophyta; Magnoliopsida; Fabales; Fabaceae. The coding region runs from base 1 to 1797 and encodes 598 amino acids. The transcript has 7 exons.